Messenger RNA from Lottia gigantea (owl limpet), 711 nucleotides. RefSeq lists its product as hypothetical. Bases 25 to 693 code for a protein of 222 amino acids. NCBI's taxonomy places the organism in Eukaryota, Metazoa, Mollusca, Gastropoda, Lottiidae. Gene Ontology annotation, molecular function: serine-type endopeptidase activity. The record is from RefSeq and is a predicted model, not a curated record. Gene Ontology annotation, biological process: proteolysis. The transcript has 5 exons.
GACAGAAGAAAGUCUUCAGACAACAUGGAUAGAGUGUUUCUCUCUCUCGUCCUUCUUGUAGGAGUGGCAAGUGCCAAGAAUCUAGGAAUCGUGGACGGUAAACCGGCUGAAGAGGGUCAGUUUCCUUGGCAAGUGUCGCUUCAGGUGCUCGUACCAGGCCUGGGCUGGGCUCACGUCUGUGGUGGAUCGCUCAUUUCUAAAAAUAGAGUCCUGACUGCAGCACAUUGCUAUGAUUCAUCAUUGCAUCCUGAUUAUAAUCCUGAGCUAGUGGCCACACCCAAUGAUAUAGCCGUACUAAAACUAGCAACAGAUGCUAAUACUGAUAUACCACAGAUUGGGACCAUACCAUUAGCUGAUGUUGAAGACGAUUUCACUGGAGAGGAGUGUACUAUUAGUGGCUGGGGAAGAACUGGAGGAGACCAACCAAUUUCCAAUGAACUGAUGUUUGUCGACAUGCAGCAGAUCUCGAACGCCUUAUGUGCAUGGAUCUGGGGUGCUUUGAAUAUCUUUGAUGAGAUGAUUUGUAUUUAUGAUCCGCCCAAGUCAUCGUGUAAUGGAGAUAGUGGUGGACCAAUGGUAUGUUCUGGUAAAUUAGCGGGUGUGACGUCAUGGGGUCAAGUAGGCUGCCCCGGAAGUACUCCCAGUGUGUAUACUCGAGUAUCAUCAUUUAUAGAAUGGAUAAAAGAACAAUAAACUGUUUUAAAACUGAAA